AAAUUUUCUCGCUAUUUCUGUCCACACAGAUCUCGGAGAACAGGUAGAAAGGGGAGCUUGGAUCAGGGAAGGGAGUGGCAGCACGCUUCGCUUCGUCUCGCCGAUCGCCCUCGCCUGCUCUCCUCCUUCCUUGGUAUUUGGCAAGUGGGUAGGAGCUCGAUCGAGGGUAGACGGCGAGGAAAGCGGAUAGGUGAUGGGCGCAGCGAGGGACGUGGCUGGGCCUGCCGACGGUCUUAGCGCGCUGGCUGUGGAUUCCGUUCUCGGAGAGUCCAAGUGGUGGCCGCCGGGGUUCCGGUUCCACCCCACUGACGAGGAGCUUGUUCUCUACUACCUCAAACGCAAGGUCUGCGGCCGCCGCAUUAAACUCCCCAUGAUCGGCGACGUCGACGUCUACAAGUGGGAGCCCUGGGAGCUGCCUGCGAAAUCACUAUUGAAGAGUGGUGACAAGCAGUGGUACUUCUUUAGUCCGAGAGACAGGAAGUAUCCCAAUGGAUCAAGGGCCAAUCGGGCUACCAAUUUUGGCUAUUGGAAGACUACUGGUAAAGACCGGACCAUCUCUCAGAAUGCCAAGGCCACGGGUAACAAGAAAACACUCGUCUACUACCAUGGACGUGCACCAAAAGGAGAGCGCACUGACUGGGUGAUGCACGAGUAUACCAUGGACGAGCAGGGGCUCUCAUGCUAUAACAAUGUGCAGGAUUAUUAUGCUCUUUACAAGGUCUUCAAGAAGAGUGGACCAGGUCCUAAGAAUGGAGAGCAGUAUGGAGCACCCUUCAUGGAAGAGUGGGCAGAUGAUGUAGUGGAUGAGAGUUUCAGGAGCUUGGACAACAUAGAAUUGACAGUGGAUCAUCAGAGCACUGCAGUAUCAGUGACCGAGCCUGUUCUGGAUGCGAACUCUGCUUGCAGAAUAUCUGAUGGUGGGAACACUCUUCCAGUGGAUGAUCUAGAGGAUCUUCUGCUAAACUUAUCUGAUGAGCAGGACAUGAACAGACAGUAUUCUGAAUCCACUGCAUAUGUUGCAGAGAUUGAUGUUGAAACAGAAUUUGGAAAGUGUAAUUCAAGCCUGCUUUUAACUGAAUCAUGUUCUUUUGAAGACAGUCUCAUUUUGUCUGAACUGAGCACCUUGGAUGACAACUUUCAAGCACCUGAACAAGUUUCUUAUGCACAUCCUGUCGAAAAUUGUGAGAUGCCUUCAUUAACCUAUAACCCCGAACUAUCUCUACUGCAGACUGAUGAAGAGUUCUUAGAAAUCAAAGAUUUCAUUGAUCCAGAAUCCAUCAUAUUUGGGGAGGAUAGUUUAAGUAACAGAGAAUCAAUAGAUGGACCUGAUGGUUUAUUUGGAUUUGACCUUUAUUUCGAUGCACCCAUGGUUUUUGAAGAUCAUUACAGUCCACUGGUUGUGCCAGCACAGAACUUGUAUCUUGAUGACUUUGGUGAUGAUGGAAUACUAAAUCAACCAUCUCUAACAAUUACUGAACUUUGGAACCAUGAUCAUGGUGUCAGUGUUUCAAACACCAAUGCAAAUCAGGUGUUCAUAGGAACAUCAACUUCAGAUGUUGCUCAUGCUUCUUCAUCAUCCAACCCAAGUCAGGUCUUCUCAGCAUUGCCGACUUCAGGCGUAGCAUAUGCGGCUACAUCACUCAAUAUUGAGAUGGCACAAGGGCAAAGUUCCCAUGUUGGAUACCACUCGGGAUCAUGGUUAACCUCCGCACUCUCAACCGUCUUAGACUCUGUGCCCAGCGGUCCUGCACUGGCAUCUGAGAAUCCAUUCCUCAGCAGGGCACUCGAACGUGUCUCAAGUUUUAGAGGAGGUCAGAUUGGACCUCGUCAUCCAAACACUGCAACAGAUGGACAAUCUUCUAUUUCAGGAAGAAGGCGCAGCCACAACAGUAGUUUCCUUCUCAUCUCAUUACUGGUUGGUCUUAGUGCCAUAUUCUGGCUUUUCAUUGUAGGUGCUUCAGUAAAAAUGUUCAAGGGGUUUUUCGCCAGGUUCAGUUCCUCCUAAACAUCAAUUACUUAGAGUUGGUGCUGAAACUCAAGUAUUGAAUGGGUCCAUAUGUAAUCAGAAAGGAAGUUCUACUUUUACUUCCAGAUUUAGAUGGCUUAUGUAUUCAGUAAAAGUUGCACGCUGAAUUUGCCUCGUUGAGGCCUCACAGGAAGCAUUUUAACGUGUGGUUUUCCUGUUUGUCGAUA
This is a messenger RNA of Zingiber officinale, 2193 nucleotides long. Its product is annotated as NAC domain-containing protein 17-like. Lineage: Eukaryota; Viridiplantae; Streptophyta; Magnoliopsida; Zingiberales; Zingiberaceae. Bases 194 to 2005 code for a protein of 603 amino acids. The transcript has 6 exons. The record is from RefSeq and is a predicted model, not a curated record. Gene Ontology annotation, biological process: regulation of DNA-templated transcription. Gene Ontology annotation, molecular function: DNA binding.